This is a messenger RNA of Hemicordylus capensis (graceful crag lizard), 7319 nucleotides long. RefSeq lists its product as uncharacterized. Gene Ontology annotation, biological process: regulation of transcription by RNA polymerase II. Bases 1047 to 5741 code for a protein of 1564 amino acids. Gene Ontology annotation, molecular function: DNA-binding transcription factor activity, RNA polymerase II-specific; RNA polymerase II cis-regulatory region sequence-specific DNA binding. The record is from RefSeq and is a predicted model, not a curated record. The transcript is spliced from 12 exons. Lineage: Eukaryota; Metazoa; Chordata; Lepidosauria; Squamata; Cordylidae.
GCAGGGAUGGAGGGAGGAGCCCCCUUUGCUGCCCGGGGAAGGUCAAUUUAAGGGUUAACCUGAGGGAGUCCAGGUUCCUAGAGAGGCCACUGGGAAGAAACAUUCGGCAGGGGCGCCUUCCCUUCCGGCCCCUCCCCCGAGGAAGGCGCCUUUGAGUCUCUUCCUGCCCACGGCGGGAUCUACAGCCCCCCCUUGAAGAUGGAAACUCGCUGGUUGCCAUCAAUGUAGGUGGGGUGCGUGGGGACCCCAGAGCCGCGGAGGGAGGCGAUGCAAGGGAGGAAAGCCGGGAGUGGGCUUGGGAGGACAGAACCAGGCGAGAAAUGCCCCAGGUGGGCAAUGAGGGGGCUGAGAUGUUUGCUGUUCCCCCAGCUUCACCCCUCUGGGAAGGCAGCAAGAAAAGCAAAUGUGUAGAUCACGACAUAAGAAGAGGAGCCCUGUUGGAUCUGGCCAAAGGCGGCCUAUUAAUCGGUGCUCCUGGGAAGGAAGGAAGGAAGGAAGGACGGAACAAUGAAGCCCCCAAGUGGGGAAACGAGGAGCCGCCCCCUCCUCUUGGGGUUCCCUAGUGGCUGGUGACGUUCAGGGUCAUCGUGCCAGCUGUGAUCCUGAUGGAAAUAUACAGCUGUCCAGGCUAGUAGGCAUCGAUCACGCUGUUCUCCGUGGAUUGGUCUAAUCUCUUCUUUUUAAACUGUUUAAAUCGGUGGCCAUCACCAGAGAUGCACCUAGGUAGUUUUGGAGCCUGGACCUAAAGGUAUUUGGACCCACCCCACAAGUUAAGCAUCAGCCCCCUACACACACAUGCUGUGACAUAUGCAGUAUUUUUAACAAGUGAGUUGUUGAAGGCACAAAGAACAACUGAAGUAACAAGAAUGUAAGAAUAUAAAACAGAGGAGUCCAGGCACAUGGCAGAAUAACCCCUUUUUGCCUCUAAAAUACCUUCCAUGAAAGUGUCAUUGUUUGCACUCAGAGUAAUGUCUUGAAGGACUUCGCUUCAGCUGUUUGGUGAGCCCCUGCCUUAAGAAAGAGGCUCCUUGGACUACGGGCCAAAAAUGGAAGAGCAAGACUCAAGUGGUCCUGAAGCAGCAAGAGUCCCAGAGGCAGUUCAAGUUUGGCACACUGGAGAAAGAUUUGUGCAGAAGGUUCUGGGUGGGGACAGCAUCAGGUCAGAUGUUCCAUGCUGGAGAUUCAGGCAGUUCUGCUACCAAGAGACUGCAGGGCCCCGAGAAUUUUGCAGCCAACUCCAUGAUCUUUGCCGCCAGUGGCUGAAGCCAGAGAGCCACACGAAAGCUCAGAUGCUAGACCAGAUGGUCCUGGAAUCAUUCCUGACUGUCCUGCCCCCAGAGAUGGAGAGCUGGGUCAGGGAAUGUCAAGCUGAAACCACAUCUCAGGCCUUGGCCUUGGCAGAAGGUUUCCUCCUGAGCCAGGCAGAGGACAAGAAGCAGGAAGAGCAGCAGGGGCAGCGACUGGCAGCAGAAAUGGUGGGCGAUUUCUCCGAGGCAGAGAAGUCUCCGUUGGACUCCGGAGAGAGGCCGCUCUUCAGGGGGAAGGGCCAGGAUUGUGACCGAGGUGCCCCCUCUCUGGGCAGCAAAAAGAUGCCGGUCCCUCAUUCCAGGCCUUCUCCUCUCUUUGAUGGAGGGGAUGUGGUUGCUGUGCCAUCACCGGAUCAGGGCCCAGUGACCUUUGAGGAGGUGGCUGUGCAUUUCAUGGAGGAGGAGUGGGCACUGCUGGAUCCAGAGCAAAGGGCUCUGCACAGAGAAAUCAUGGAGGAGACAUCAGCGCAUCUGGCUUCACUGGGUGAUGAGAGGGGGCAUGGGAGAGAUGGUGAAAGGCACAGGAGAAAAGCUGGAGGAAAACAGGAGUGGAGAAAGGAACCCAUUCCUUCCAAAGGGAGUGACUUGCAUGGAAUUCCAAUCCAACAAGAAAUUCACAAAAGAAACAAAAGGAAUACGAUUCCUCUACAUGCAGAAAUCUCAACUAAGUCAAGCCUUAGCAAUCAUGAAACAGACCACACUGAGAAGAUACAAUAUAAAUGCACAGAUUGUGGAAAGAGCUUCAGUGUCAGAGGAAGCCUAAUUUCCCAUCAGCGAAUCCACACAGGGGGAAAAUCGUAUCAGUGCUCAGUGUGCGGAAAGAGCUACGGCAACAAUGCAAGCCUUCGAUACCAUCGUAAAAGCCACACUGGAGAAAAACCAUAUCAAUGUUCAGUGUGUAGAAAGAGUUUCAGCCAUAAAUCACACCUUACUGAACAUCAAAGAAUCCACAGAGGGGAGAAACCACAUCAAUGCUCAGUGUGUGGAAAGAGCUUCACCAGCAGCACAAACCUUACUUACCAUCAAAGAAUCCACACAGGGGAGAAACCAUAUCAAUGCUCAGUGUGUGGAAAUAGCUUCAGGAACAACGCAAGCCUUCUUUACCAUCAUAGAAACCACACUGGAGAAAAACCAUAUCAGUGCUCAGUGUGUGGAAAGAGCUUCAGCCACAAGUCACACCUUACUGAACAUCAAAGGAUCCACACAGGGGAGAAACCACAUAAAUGCUCAGUGUGUGGAAAGAGCUUCAGCCAUAGAUCACACCUUACUGAACAUCAAAGGAUCCACACAGGGGAGAAACCACAUCAAUGUUCAGUGUGCGGAAAGAGAUUCAGCAGGAGCCCAAACCUUAUGCGCCAUUGUAGAAGCCACACUGGAGAAAAGCCAUAUCAAUGCUCAGUAUGCGGAAAGAGCUUCAGCCAGAAUGACAACCUUACUGCACAUCAGAGAAUCCACACAGCUGAGAAACCAUAUCAGUGUUCAGUGUGUGGAAAGAGCUUCAGUCGGAGUGCACACCUUUCUUCCCAUCAAAGAAUCCACACAGGGGAGAAACCAUAUCAAUGUUCCAUGUGUGGAAACAGCUUCAGGAACAACACAAGCCUCAUUUGGCAUCAAAGAGGCCACACCGGAGAAAAACCAUAUCAAUGCCCAGUGUGUGGAAAGAGCUUCAGGAACAAAACAAGCCUCGUUUGCCAUCAGAGAGGCCACACAGGAGAAAAACCAUAUAAAUGCUCAGUGUGUGAAAAGAGCUUUAGCCAGAGUUCACACCUUUCUUCCCAUCGAAGAAUCCACACAGGGAAGAAACCACAUCAAUGCUCAGUGUGCAAAAAGAACUUCAGUUCUAAUGGAAAACUUACAAAGCAUCAAAGCAUUCACAAAAAGAUCCUAAAACAGAUUAUUAAGCAGUCUGUCUGUGAGUAUAUAGAAAAGGAUCUGGUGAUUAGUGGGAGCCAGCAUGGAUUUGUCAAGAACAAGUUAUGGUGGACCAGCCUCAUCUCCUCUUUCUACAGAGGGAUGUCGGGGAUGCUUAUCGCACUUGCAGCUGACCUGAAGCUGGAGGGACUAGCUAAUACCAAGGAAGAAAGAGGCUCCUUGGACUGCGGGCCAAAAAUGGAAGAGCAAGACUCAGGUGGUCCUGAAGCAGCAAGAAUCCCAGAGGCAUUUGAGGCUUGGCAUGCUGGAGAAAGAUUUGUGCAGAAGGUUCUGGGUGGAGACACCAUCAGGUCAGAUGUUUCAUGCUGGAGAUUCAGGCAGUUCUGCUACCAGGAGGCUGCAGGGCCCCGAGAAUUUUGCCGCCAACUCCAUGAUCUUUGCCGCCAGUGGCUGAAGCCAGAGAGCCACACGAAAGCUCAGAUGCUAGACCAGAUGGUCCUGGAGUCGUUCCUGACUGUCCUGCCCUCAGAGAUGGAGAGCUGGGUCAGGGAAUGUCAAGCUGAAACCACAUCUCAGGCCUUGGCCUUGGCAGAAGGUUUCCUCCUGAGCCAGGCAGAGGACAAGAAGCAGGAAGAGGAGCAGAGGCAGCGACUGGCAGCAGAAAUGGUGGGCGAUUUCUCUGAGGCAGAGAAGUCUCCGUUGGACUCCAGAGAGAGGCCGCUCUUCAGGGGGAAGGGCCAGGAUUGUGACCGAGGUGCCCCCUCUCUGGGCAGCAAAAAGAUGCCAGUGCAUCAUUCCAGGCCUUCUCCUCUCUUUGAUGGAGGGGUUGCAGUUCCUGUCCCAUCACCGGAUCAGUGUCCAUUGACCUUUGAGGAGGUGGCUGUGCAUUUCUCGAAGGAAGAGUUGGCACUGCUGGGUCCAGACCAAAGGGCUCUGUACAGGGAAGUCAUGGAGGAGACUUCAGCGUAUCUGGCCUCACUGGGUGAUGAGAGGGGAUAUGAGAGAGAGGGUGAAAGGCACAGGCAAAAAACAGGAGGAAACCGGGAGUGGAGAAAGGAACCCAUUCCUUCCAAAAGGAGUGACUUGCAUGAAAUUUCAAUCCAACAAGAACUUCACAAAAGGAAUACCACCACUCUACAUUCAGAAAUCUCAACUGGUGAGCCAGGUCUUAGCACUCCUCAAACUGAUCACACAGAGAAGACCCAGUUUAAAUGCUCAGAUUGUGGAAAGAGCUUCAGUCACAGAGGAAGCCUAACCUCUCAUAAGAGAAUCCACAGAGUGGAAAAACCAUAUCAGUGCUCAGUGUGUGGAAAGACCUUCAGACAGAGCUCAGGCCUUAGUUACCAUCAAAGAAUCCACACAGGGGAGAAGCCGUAUGAGUGCUCUGUGUGUGGAAAGCGCUUCAGCAGCAACACAAGCCUUGUUUGCCAUUACAGAAUCCACACCGGUGAAAAACCAUAUCAGUGCUCAGUGUGUGGAAAGAGCUUCAGCCAGAGCUCACACCUUUCUUCCCAUCAAAGAACCCACACAGGGGAAACAGCAUAUCAAUGCUCAGUGUGCGGAAAGAGCUUCAACAGCACCACACACCUUACUUACCAUCAAAGUAUCCACACAGGGGAGAAACCUUAUCAAUGUUCAACAUGUGGAAAGAGCUUCAGCAACAACACAAGCCUUACUUACCAUAAUAGAACCCACACUGGAGAAAAACCAUAUCAGUGCUCAUCGUGUGGGAAGAGCUUUAGCUAUAGCUCACACCUUACUGAACAUCAAAGAAUCCACACAGGGGAGAAACCACAUCAAUGUUCAGUGUGUGGAAAGAGAUUCAGCAGAAGCCCAAACCUUAUGCGCCAUUGUAGAAGCCACACUGGAGAAAAGCCAUAUCAAUGCUCAAUAUGUGGAAAGCGUUUCAGCCAGAAUGACAACCUUGCUUCCCAUCAAAGGAUCCACACAGCGGAGAAACCAUAUCAAUGCUCAGUGUGUGGGAAGGGUUUCAGCCGGAGUUCAAUCCUUACUUCCCAUCAAAGAAUCCACACAGGGGAGAAACCAUAUCAGUGUUCCAUGUGUGGAAAGAGCUUCAGGAGCAACACAAGCCUUAUUUACCACAAAAAAGGCCACACCAGAGAAAAGCCGUAUCGAUGCUCAGAGUGUGGAAAGAGCUUCAGCCAGAGCUCACAGCUUUCUUCCCAUCAAAGAACCCACACAGGGGUAAAACCAUAUCAGUGCUCAGUGUGUGGAAAGCACUUCAGCCAGAGUGCACACCUUUCUUCCCAUCAAAGAAUCCACACAGGGGAGAAACCAUAUCAAUGUUUGAUGUGCGGAAAGAGCUUCAGGAACAACACAAGCCUCAUUUGCCAUCAAAGAGGCCACACUGGAGAAAAGCCAUAUAAAUGCUCAGUGUGUGGAAAGAACUUCAGCCAGAGCUCACACCUUUCUUCCCAUCAAAGAACCCACACAGGGGAGAAACCAUAUCGAUGCUCUGUGGGUAAAAAGAGUGUGAGCCAGAACUCAAGCCUUACUUCACAUCAAAGAACACGCAUAGGGCAGAACGAGCUUCAGUCCUAACCAAAAACCUACUGUGCAUCAAAGCAUUCACACAAGGUAAAAAGCAUUUAACUGCUCAGAAUGUGGAAAGAGCUUGGUGUGGAGUACAGAACUUCAUAACCAAUGAGUCUCAUACAGAAAAUGUCACCUAAAUAUCUGGGUGCUGAGUCAACCUGAAGUUGUGAUCUGUGAACCACUAUAUACAGUCCUUAAGAACUCCCAGAGAACAGGUGAAAUGAGGUGGAAAUCUCCCAAUUGAAGAAGAGGAGCUGGGAAAACUGUGCAGGUUUAUCAGCUUGACGUUGCUACCUGGCAAAAUCUUAGAACAGAUGAUCAAGCACUCUGUGAUCAUAUAGUAAAAGAUCUGGUGAUUAGUAGGAGCCAGCAUGGAUUUGUCAAGAACAAGUCAUGGCGGAGUAACCUCAUCUCCUCUUUCAACCGAGUGACAAGUUUAGUAGAUCACGGCAGUGCUGUGGACAUUGUGGCUCACAUCCUGACUAACCAAGUGCUUGCAAAGAGGGGUCCUGGGAGCACCGAGCCAUUGCACUAGCUGCUUGUGUCAAGUCUGGAGCUUACAGCCCAGACUAGUGUUGCGCUAGCACAAGGAUGCUUGAGCUUGUGCACCUGCAUCCCGUCUCAUUUUGUUUAAAGGGAAGUUUUGUGCAAUUGCUGUUUUGUAGUGCAAACUGUUUUGUAGUGCAAGUGUGUGAUCUUGCACUAGCUCAACUUUCCUCAACAUAAGAGCCUUGCUGGAUCAGACCCAGGACCAUCAGACAGGGGUUCUGUAGCAGUUUCCUGAAGUGAGUGUCCCAGUGGACAAGAAAACCAAUAAAGUCCUUCCAGCAAUUAAAAUUCUAUAGGAACAUAGGAAACUGCCAUAUACUGAGUCAGACCAUUGGUCUAUCUAGCUCAGUAUUGUCUUCACAGACUGGCAGCAGCUUCUCCAAGGUUGCAGGCAGGAAUCUCUCUCAGCCCUAUCUUGGAGAAACCAGGGAGGGAACUUGCAACCUUCUGCUCUUCCCAGAACGGCUCCAUCUCCUAAGGAGAAUAUCUUGCAGUGCUCACACAUCAAGUCUCCCAUUCAGAUGCAACCAGGGCAGACCCUGCUUAGCUACGGGGACAAGUCAUGCUUGCUACCACAAGACCAGCUCUCCUCUAUGAUUCUGUGUUAUGUCACUUCUCUCCAAUCAGACUUGAAGACAAAAGAGAAUAUCUACACAGCAUAAAAGGCAUACGCCUGUUCAAAAUGGGAAGGGGAAAGGAAGCUUUCAGCAGCAGCAAAUUGAGAAAAUAUCUCUGUGUUGGAAAGAUUGUGCAGAUGGGAGCUGAGAUCUUUCAUGGCAUCUGAUUUGGGAUUAACUCUGCCCUGGACUCUUCUGGCAAAGGAGACUUGCCUCACAGGGACCCUGGAAGCUCCCCACUGCCACAGGGCUGGUAUCCAGAUGUACACCUGCCUUAUAAAAGAGAAAAAAUCUGAUGAACCCUCUCCAUUGCAAACUCAUCUGGGAGCAUGUGUAGGUUUGUGGCAAAAUCUGUGAAAAAUGUUUAUGAAUGGUUUUGUUUGAUUUGACAGUUUCUCUAGCUCAGGCCUAACCUUGG